AUGCUUGUUGGGAAUCUAACAGGGCUUACAGAGCUCUAUCUUGAUGGUGUCAAUGUUACUUCCUCUCACGACAGGAAAGAAUGGAGUCGUGUGAUAUCAUCGUUUUUGCCUAACAUCACCGGGCUGAGUUUGUGCCGGUGCUCUCUGCUUGGCCCUUUGUUUAAGUCCUUCUGGCAACUCCGUUCCCUGUCUGUUCUUCGACUAGAUCUGAAUGAUCUGUCCAGAGUAGUUCGGGACAUGUUCGCCAGUUUUUCGAGUUUGAACACUUUGAGCCUUGUUGGGUGUGGUUUGGAAGGUUUCUUUCCUGGAGUGAUAUUUGGUAUUCCAGGUUUGGAAAAUCUUGAUUUGUCUCAUAAUAAACUGCUUAGCGGAAGCGUACCACCAUUUACAAAGACAGGGUCUGUUAAGUCUAUGAGGCUGAGUGUCACUAAUUUUUCGGGUAUCAUACCAAGUUCGCUUAGCAAUCUCAGGUCGUUGUCGGAGAUAGACCUGUCCGAUUGCCUUUUCACCGGUUCGCUUCCUUCCACCUUUGCUUCACUGACUGAACCCUAA
This is a messenger RNA of Salvia splendens (bonfire salvia), 552 nucleotides long. Its product is annotated as receptor-like protein 6. Gene Ontology annotation, molecular function: protein binding. The coding region runs from base 1 to 552 and encodes 183 amino acids. NCBI's taxonomy places the organism in Eukaryota, Viridiplantae, Streptophyta, Magnoliopsida, Lamiales, Lamiaceae. The record is from RefSeq and is a predicted model, not a curated record. The transcript has a single exon.